Molecule: messenger RNA, 2678 nt
Organism: Stylophora pistillata
Lineage: Eukaryota; Metazoa; Cnidaria; Anthozoa; Scleractinia; Pocilloporidae
Product: solute carrier family 15 member 4
Biological process (GO): transmembrane transport
Cellular component (GO): membrane
Molecular function (GO): transmembrane transporter activity
Source: RefSeq, a predicted model, not a curated record
AACAAAGCAAGCAGGGGAAACUCGCGCCUCUUGUCACGAGAUCAGUACCUUUAUAUUUGUUUUCUCCGCCAUUAUGCCAAUAUUAGGGAAAACCGCCUCAACCAUUUGCCUCACUAAAAGAUCCAAACUUUGACUUCUAAAGCGACGAAUUUUUGAGUGCAUGAAAAAACUGCACGAAUUAUUCGAAACUGGAAGCCAACGUACUAGAAUGAAAUAAUAGUGGAAUAAUUAAUCCUUAUUCGGAGUUAAAUUUCUCUCUGGAUCGAAGAAAGGGGUUAAGCAGUUUUCAAGAUCAAGAUCCCGUGACGAAGAGAUCACGCUUCCCAUUAGGGAAAAAAAAAAACGGUCUUACGUAAAGAAGAGCGAAACGAAAUUUACGACGAACAAAUAUUACUUACAGCCUUGUACAUUCGCUAGAAGAUAGUAUUUUGAGCGUUUAAUUGUAUGAGUACUCAUUGAUAAUUUGCACUGAUUGACCUAAUUCAUUAAUAGAUCAUGUGAAUUUCACAUGAUACUGGUAUGUGGACCCUCACGCUUAGGGAAAUUUUACUGUGAAUUUUUCUUGGUUGUAUUUUCUUAUGAUAGUCGAUGUUUGUUCAUUGGACCAAGAGUUAAAAUUGUUAAGAGGUUCUCAGACCACUGCAGAAUGUCAGCAAUUGAAGAAGGCGGUGAACGCGCACCGUUAAUUUCAAAGGAAAAAGAAGGCAAGGACUCUUCAACUUAUGGGAAGACAAGUACCAAUUCUUCGGCUUCCCGGUCGUAUGGAGCUUUAAGUCGUCGGCAAAGGAUCCUGAAUGCAAUAUGUAUUCUUAUGACUGAGUUAUGUGAGCGCCUGACCUUCUAUGGGGCAUCUGCGAAUCUAGUAUUAUUUUCCCAGAGUGUGUUAAAGCUUGGGUCACCUUGGCCAUCAUUAAUCACUCUUUUGUUCCAAGGGACAUGCUACGUUACACCUUUGCUUGGGGGUUGGCUGUCGGAUACCUACUUGGGUCAGUUCAACACUAUUUACGGAUGCUGUUUGUGGUAUUUGGUUGGGGUCAUCCUUCUGGCUGCAGUAUCAAUUACUGAUGAUAUGCUGACCACAGCAUUUGAUACAUCGGCGAGAUUGGUGUAUUUUGCCAUUGCCCUUGUGUUGAUAGCACUUUGCGCGGGAGGAAUCAAAGCCAAUGUAGCAGCAUUUGGAGCAGAUCAGCUGAAUCAGGAUGGUCCAAGAGCUGUUCAGACCUUCUAUAACUGGUAUUAUUGGUUUAUAAACACGGGAUCCUUAUUAGCGAUAACAGUGGUAGUUGGAGUUCAGCAAAUAGACAUUUUCUCUGGUUAUGCCAUCAAUGCUGUUUCAAUUAUCUUUGGUCUGGUUGCAUUGUUAGCCCGUCGUAACAAGUACUUGGUCAAGCCACCGGUUGGUAGUCAACUGACUGAAAUUGCAAAAAUAACUGGUAAUGCUAUUCAAAAUCGGAAACAGAACAAUGGGGGCUGGAUGGACGGAGCGAAGAGCACGUUUGGCGGAAAGUUCAGUCAUGAAAAGGUUGAAGAUGUUAAAGCAGUCUUGAGAGUUCUUCCGGUGUUCGUUACUUUCAUCCUUUUCUUUACCGUUUACUUCCAGAUCAGCACAUCGUGCCUUGUUCAAGGUGCAUACAUGAACCUAAAAUUGCUAGACUUUACCAUACCACCAACGUCGUCAAUGGUUGUUACCGUUGUCUUCGUUCUUGUGCUGACUCCUCUCCUAGAACAUGCUGCCUAUCCCUACUUAGAACGCAUUGGCAUUAAGCUUACCCCCUUACGGCGCAUUGGUGCGGGCUUUCUGUCAUCAGCAGUAUCUAUGCUUACAGCUGGUCUAGUUGAAAUAAAACGACGAGAAGUAUGGCUAGCUGGUGACAUCUGCAAACAGGAAGUUUUAGGGGAAACUCGCAACGCCUCAUGUCUCAGUGUUUUCUGGCAAUCACCUCAAUUCAUGUUGAUUGGAACUGGUGAAGUGCUGGCAACUAUUGCGGGACUUGAGUUUGCAUACUCACAGGCUCCUGAGUACCUGAAAGGAGUGAUCAUGGGUGUGUUCCUCGCAGCCACCGGCUUUGGGGCUUUCCUUGCAAACCUUCUAGUUGGUGUUGUGAACGAUGAUUGGUACCCUGAGAAGGAUCCCAAUCAAGGUCACAUGGAGUACUACUUCUUCCUGCUGUCUGGUCUGAUGAUGCUAAAUUUUCUGCUGUUCCUCUAUAUUGCGUCUUCAUACAAAUACAAAGGAUCGGCCGAGCAAGGCGAAGAGUAUGAGAAGGAACAGGAUGUGCUUCAAUUAAGUGUUAGUACUCAGUCUGUGCGAAGCUGAUCUGCACGUUUACUUGUGAAAGAGUUACAAUGCGAAUUUAUGGCAAAAUGUCAACCGGAUUGGCAGACUUGUAUUGCUUUUCUCUAGUCAGAAUGGCUGAUUACGUAUUAUGUGUAUUUGAAAGUAAUCAACUUUCGUUUAAGGUACAAUUUGAGAUAAGGGUGGGGCCCAAGGGUACCAGUUUCCCCCCCUCAUCCCCCUCCGUCAUCAUUUUUUACUCGUCUGGUACGAAAAUCCUUGCAAGGGCAGGAUCGCAUAAUUACAUUCAACUAAAAUAUUUAUUCAAAAUGUACACGUCUUAAAAUAUUUCUCAGCUUAGUCAGGCUUUAUUUUAAUAAAGAACGCAGUUUAACUGCAUGUA